This is a messenger RNA of Dibothriocephalus latus, 390 nucleotides long. Lineage: Eukaryota; Metazoa; Platyhelminthes; Cestoda; Diphyllobothriidea; Diphyllobothriidae. The record is from the annotation of a GenBank genome assembly.
AUGGACCCGUCUUGCCCAGUUUCCCUUACAUUGUCUACCGCUGACUAUACUGACAGCACCUACGAGGAGCUUUAUCAUUCUCGCCUGAACACAGUGGCAGAAUGGUGCUAUCUGCUCGGCACCCAAUUGGUUGUUGUCUCUUCCUGGCGAGAAGCACACGGAGAUCCAGUCUAUCCGACGCCGCCUCCCUCGAUUACGUGGACGCGUCAGACCCCAGAACUGGCCGCAUGGUACAAAAAUGUACUCUUCGCGUGGGAUCCCUGCAUGUUACGCAUUGGAACCUUUGUCCUCGGAAUUUCCUCUCCAGACGUUCUCUUCCAACUGAGUUCGGAGGAAAUCAGUGCGCAGUAUGUUGAUAAAAACAAAGAUGACCGUUUUUUGUCACGUUGA